CUUGAUUCUUCUGUAAAGCUUUUACCCAGUAUCAUCAACCUAUGUGCAAGCUCCUCUGGAUCAUCACAACCCUUGCCUCUACCAAUCAUACCGCCUAAUCAGUCUUUUUCAUCCUCUCCAAGCUCCCACCAUUACCUAGCUAUCAAUCACCGUCCAGUCGAAGGAAAACAAUAGACAGAUAAACAACACCAACAAUGUCCUCCUCCCCUGGCCCCUACAAGCUCGUCACCGUCAACACGGCUCCCGACCGCGCCAAGCGUCUCAUCGGCCGUGUUGUCGAAGACGUCAAGGACAAGUACACCAUUAUCCAUGUCGGCAACGCUGCCUCAAUCGAAGAAGUAAAGUCUGUAGUCGAAGAACACCGACCCAACAUUCUGUUCACGGCAUCAAUGUGGACUCCCGAAGAAGCUCAUCAGAUCAUUACCAUUGCCAAGGGAGUGGUCGGCGAGGACCUCAAGACUUUUUCUUUGCCGCAGGGGUUGCAGGUGAACAAGGGACCGGAUACGGUGGUGGAGUAUAUUGAGGAGAACUUGCCGAGUUUGUUGGGUUAAACAGUGGUGGGGGAACUUGUCAAGGCUCUUCUCUUCUUCUUGAGAGGCCAUAAAUAGAACGAGUAAAGGGUUUACUGUGUACUGUGGCUUGUGUAUUCGCGAAUACCUUGGGUGACAGGAGGUGUGAAGACGCGAGGAGAUGGAAAUGGAGCAUCGAAAUGUCUAGACAAGAGUUAUC
Messenger RNA from Neurospora tetrasperma FGSC 2508, 729 nucleotides. RefSeq lists its product as uncharacterized. Lineage: Eukaryota; Fungi; Ascomycota; Sordariomycetes; Sordariales; Sordariaceae. Bases 195 to 551 code for a protein of 118 amino acids. The record is from RefSeq and is a predicted model, not a curated record. The transcript is spliced from 3 exons.